CCGAGAUGGCGAAAACCCAAAGGUUUGGGGUGUUUUUAAUAUACCUUAACGGAUUGGGGUGUUCCUUUGCUUCUCCCCCGUGCACGCAUGCCCUCGCCAGUACGGGGUUUAGUCAUGAAACUCGGCUUCCGUUUUCCCUGCACAGCUACUGUCGGGGGAGGCUUUGGGGAAAGUGCAUGUGAUGGUCCUGGAAACACCAUAAAUCUUUCAGCAGUCCUGUAAGGCAGCGCUUAAAACGACAGCGGUUGGUAGUAGUAAUCCUUCAGGGCUGGUGAAAUAGCGGCUGCUUUGUGCUUAGCAGGCUUGGCCUGGGCAAAGUGCUUGGUGUGCUGUGAUGUACAGAUUUAUAAAGAAAAAAAAAAUAAAAAUUUAUCAGCUGGAUCAGUGCGCUUUGGCUUUCUGAAGCGUGUGGAUUCCUUAACGUGUGUCUCUAUCUCUUGGACAUGCAGAAGGUUUUUAGGGGUCCUUGUGGAGCUGAGGCUGGGAUUUCUGCACCGGUCAUCAGCUGCUGGGAGUCCUGCAAGUCCUUCAGUACAGCCCUAACACAUAAGGACUGAAUGCAGAUUGAUUUCGGUCCUGAUGUAACAAAAUCUUCAGCGUCUGCUUCUUGCAUGAAAUCAAGAACGUCGCCUAGCCUUUGGCCAGCUUCUGAAAACCUUAGUUCUCUGUCUUCGUUUUCUUAAGCUGUAACAUAAUAAGCCAUAUGAUGGCUUCUCAAAAUACUUCUUGUUUUGCAUACUUUCCCCACAGCAGUAUCUUUGAUAGCAACUGGAGGAGAUACCAGCUGUUGAUUUCUUUAUUCCGUAUGUUCUUGUCCUCUCUGGAUGAGAUCAUUGCUAAUGUUUAAGGGGUACAGGAGAAAUAACUCGUACACAAUGUCUUGAGAAGUUAUGUGUUACCCAUGUUAGUCCUGGCUGACUGCUUUAAAUGAUGGUACAGCUUCCUGAUUUGGAAGGUACUGUGAGACCGUCUUGUAUAAUGUUUACGUAAAGGUAAUGUGCUUCCUUGUUUAGGGAGAAAAAAGUAUAAAGCUAAUCUGGAGAACAAAUGCAGAAUUUCUGAGGAAAAAAACAUGGGCAUGCCCAAAAGUAUUCAGUGUUAACAGUUUAAAAGAGUGUAAAGAUUUGGAAUUCUUGUUGAAACUUUCUUCUUUCUCUCUCUCCCUUCCCUAGGAGCCAAAAAUGGUUCUUAAAAAAAAAAGUUUUACUUCUUGUUUCAGCAAUUAAUGUGAAUAUGCGCUUGGCAGAGACUUAGAGGACCAUUCGGUCUUAUUUCGACCACCUUGUUGGUCAUCUGCUUUUGCUUUCCUGUGAGAACAUGAAGUAGAUAUAACUAGGUUUCAGUUAGUUAUAUACAUCUUUGUGGAUUGAACUAGGGCCACUUGCUAUCUGAACAAAUACAAAGUCGGUUUAGUCUUGUGUGAAUCUCUGGUUUAUGGCUCAAAAUUGCACCAUGUCUUUGCUUGACUUGUAGGGGUAAGCAAAAAGUCACUCAGUGUUCCUGCUGCUAGGAACGAAGAUCAAACUUUUGUCUAGGCUAUUUUUGCUACUCAUGCUACAUUUCAAACUUCAGGUCCCCAGAAUGUCUCAAAAUGUGUUGUUGCUCAGUUUUUGAGGUUAAACUGGUGACGUGAGAAUGACUGUUUCAUGUGUACCAAAUUCAUCUAAUUGAAGCGGGUUCUCUUGGUUGAGAACAUAGUGUAAUUUCUCCACAAAACCCCAGAAUCACACUGAAUUAGUGAAGUGUCGUCUGCUCUGGUACAUCAAAGCAGAUUAGUGCCUAAUUCGUAAGAGAAAGUGUGGGCUUUUGUACUAAUCUUGUUGAGUUUCCUGUAGAGCAGCUAAUGUGUUUUGCAGUCGAUUGUGAAGAAAUGUUUGUGCAAGGUCAAAGGAUGGUCUCUCCUAGUUUCUUGUUUGAUGCUGGUCAAAAGUUCCUGCCUAGGGAAUGCUGUAGUAUGAGUUUUCUUGGAGGCUUUUUCGGUCCUGGUUGUGAGAUUGAUGUUAUUCUUAGUGAUGCUGAAACACGAAAAACAGCAGAAAUCAAAACAGAAGAUGGUAAAGUAGAAAAGCAUUUUCUCUUCUAUGAUGGAGAAUCUGUUUCAGGAAAGGUGAACAUCUCCUUUAAGCAGCAUGGGAAGAGACUAGAGCACCAAGGAAUCAGAAUUGAAUUUGUAGGACAAAUUGAGCUCUUCAAUGACAAAAGCAAUACUCAUGAAUUUGUAAACUUAGUGAAAGAACUGGCCUUACCUGGAGAACUGACCCAAAACAGAAGCUAUGACUUUGAAUUCAUGCAGGUUGAGAAGCCAUAUGAAUCCUACAUUGGUGCCAAUGUCAGACUGAGGUAUUUUCUGAAAGUGACAAUAGUGAGACGGCUGUCAGACCUGGUGAAAGAAUAUGACCUGAUUGUUCACCAGCUUGCUACGUACCCAGAUGUAAACAACUCCAUUAAAAUGGAAGUAGGCAUUGAAGACUGUCUUCAUAUAGAGUUUGAAUACAAUAAGUCAAAGUAUCACUUAAAGGAUGUGAUUGUUGGAAAAAUUUAUUUCCUCUUAGUGAGAAUAAAAAUUCAGCACAUGGAGUUGCAGCUGAUCAAAAAGGAAAUUACUGGAAUUGGACCCAGUACCACAACGGAGACUGAAACCAUCGCAAAGUAUGAAAUAAUGGAUGGCGCACCGGUUAAAGGUGAAUCGAUUCCUAUAAGACUGUUCUUAGCAGGCUAUGACCCAACUCCAGCAAUGAGGGAUGUGAACAAAAAAUUUUCAGUGAGGUACUUCUUAAAUCUAGUGCUUGUGGAUGAAGAAGACAGACGAUACUUUAAACAACAGGAAAUAAUUUUAUGGAGAAAAGCUCCUGAGAAGCUGAGGAAACAACGAACAAACUUUCACCAGCGAUUUGAAUCUCCAGAAUCACAAGCAUCUGCUGAGCAACCCGAAAUGUGAACUGGUAUAAGGUGAAAAACUUUGUGAUGCUUCAGCAGGUUAAAGAUGGCAGCAGCCUGUGGGAAAAGAAGGCCAAAAUUCCCAUUACAACUGUCUUCCUUCAUCUUGCAGUGCUGCAUUUACCAUACUACUAAAGCGUUCUUCAGUUAAACAUUCAAGUAUGUAUAUACAUUUAAAAUAAAGUGCUUUCUCAAACACUGGAACUUUCUUAAGCUACUAUUUUAUACUGCACAUUUACUUUUAUUUGAUAAUGUUAUACGCACUUGGAUAUACAUAAGCUUAAAUCUAGUUAUUUCCAUGCAUGGUAGGCUGGCGUAUUUGAUUUUUGCUGAUCACCUAUACAGUGUAGACUAAAGCAUUUCCCUUCUCUCAUGUUGUUUAUUGCAUGUUUCUUUCCAAUGUUGCUUAUUUGCUUUGUUUUGUUUUGAAACUACAGUAAGACACAGUUGACUAAAUCACACUAAAAAUCGAGGCUUACGGUGGAUUUGUCCUAAGACUUCUAAUUGCUGUGUUAGACAGGGUUUAACUGAAACUGCAUGUAUAUGCACUGUGACUGUGGUAACUGUGGAGCCUUCAGACACCUUACCAGGGUUUCUAAAAAGCUUUGAAUCUGUCAGGAGCAAAGAAUGUCAGGAAGCAUCUUUGCCCUCCCUCCCCCAAUUCUUUCUCUACCGUACUUCUCUGAGCUUUUCAUGUGAGUCACUCCUGACUUUUUGGGGGUUUGUUGCCCAGUAACUAGUGACUGUAGAGACGUUGUCGUGAUUUUACCUUCCGGUGGUGAAGCGGGUAAAGCAUUUGAACGUAAUUAUCUCUUGUUGAUGAAAUAAAUGCUGGUAACAUUGAUUAUUUUGCAAAUAUGUGAAACUAUGUGGUUCCUCCUGGCUUCAUGCUUCCACUGUCUUCACAGUCUGUCUCCUCGCUGCCCUGAUGGGAGAGGGCAAAUGUCCUCAACGGACGUCCUCCUCCUCGUCCCUCUGGGCCUGUCACGAGGGCAAACAAGCUUUUUGUGGUCUUCUGGAAAGGUAUCUUGAAGUCAGGCAAGCCUUGAAAUUGCUAGAAGCUUGCCUGGCACAGCAGAUCGGUUGUCUUAAUCAUCUCAUAUGCAUUUAGCAUUUGAAGAAAUAGCUUACAGGAGUUAGCCUUCAUCUGUUCACAGCGGAGCAUGUCGUCUGUUAUCAGAUGUGUGGCUUGGGCAUAAAGCAAAGCCUGCUGUGCGGAAGGCUGCUCGUGCUUGUAGUUCACUUGGCCUUGAAACCAAGACUUCUCGACUCCGGUGCAAGCGUCACUGGUAACCUUACUUUAUGAGUAAGUAAAUAAUGGAAUUACAUUUCUGUAAGAACUGUUUUAUUACUGUGGCACUUUGAUAAAGCAAAGACUCUGUGUACUUUACGCUAGGAUACUUCUAACGCGGAUAUCUUUGAAUUGAGAGCAAAUUUAACUCCCUCAUGUAAGUGCCUGUUCAGAAACUUAACGAAUAAAGUAAAAAGCCAAAUAUUUUCGUGGUCACUUGCAUGUUGUAAUCUGGAAAUGAUUCCAUAAGAUUUUGAAACCUUGAUUGUAUUUAACCAGCCUCAGAUUGUGCAACCUGUGUAACAAACGGGAACCGUACUGAGCUGCUCUUUGAAUUAAAAACAGCUGUAUUCUCACUAA
Messenger RNA from Egretta garzetta (little egret), 4588 nucleotides. It is a transcript of the gene VPS26A, whose product is annotated as VPS26, retromer complex component A. The record is from RefSeq and is a predicted model, not a curated record. NCBI's taxonomy places the organism in Eukaryota, Metazoa, Chordata, Aves, Pelecaniformes, Ardeidae. Gene Ontology annotation, biological process: retrograde transport, endosome to Golgi; intracellular protein transport. Gene Ontology annotation, cellular component: retromer complex; endosome.